GUUGAGAUUGAGAAACCGUAAUUGGUCAUCAAAUUCAUCAAAUAGGUGGGGUUCGUAAUCGGAUGAGUGUGUGUUAGGGUUUUAAUCCUCUUCAUUUUGGGUAAGAACCCUAACUGUUUGAUGCGGUGCAAGGUUGAGGCUUUAACCCUAACCCUCUCCAAUAAGGUUAAGAACACCAUUUCGAAGUGAUACUACAGAAUAGUUGUCAUUUUUUUCUGCAGAUGUCUUAAUUAGACUCUUUUAGAAUGCUAGUGAUUGCUUCGCUUUGAUGCUGUUGAUGUUAACCAAUGAGUUCUUGCUUGAAGUGGUUUCUGGUUUGUCGUAUGGCAUAUUGAGUUAGUUUCCCACAUAACGGGGUUUGAAGAAUUAGUUUAGGGUUUUCGAUCAUCUUCAUUUUGGUUCAGAACCCUAACUGUUUGAUGUGGUGCAAAUGUGUGGCUCUCAAUCCUAGCCCUCUCUGUUGGUGUUAAACCCCAUUUAUAACUGUUUGAUGUCUUAGUUGAACUGUUUUAGAAUGCAAGUUAUUUCCUUGCUUUGUUGUUGAUGGUAAAAAAUGAGUUCUUGUUGGAAGUGGUUACUGGUUACUAGUUUGUCUUAUGCUGUAUCGAGUUAGUUGAUAUUGAGUGGGGUUGAUGUUGAUGGUGUUCUGGUUUUUGGUAGAUCUUCUAUAUAACUUCCUAGUAAAGGUGUAAGUAGAAGCUUUAACUUUGAGCUUAUGCUUUUGGGGAUCUCUAGCUAUCUGGUAAAGGGAGGCUUUUAAGCUCAUGUUAGCUUCCGCAACGAAUGCAAGCUUCUGUACUAUAUAUCCCUCUAACAACUUCUCUCUAGUCUCUGCAGCAUAUUCAGAAGCUCCGAAUAGGAGCUUCUGCCUUUGGGGCUUAGAAUCUCUUUUAGCUUUGUGUUGCAACAGAAGCUCCGGACUUCUUUGUUUGUCAAAAGCUCUGCUAGAGGUGGCUGAUUCUAAAGGAAGUAGUAACGGGCCAAAACAAGCACCUAGUAAAUUUGAACAUUACGAUAUUGCUGAGUGCGUUUGUACUUACCAUAUCUCUUACAUGCAGAUGGCUAGAUGGGAUGAGAUUUUGACACUGCCAGUGCAGAACCCACCGACCUUGGAGUUCUCAGCUGCUGAUAUCACGUGGUCCAGAGUGGAAGGCUGGAGAGAAUCAAUGGAUAGGCUUGCACUCAUUCCCUUCACUAGAGUUAACGAUUUUGUAAGAGGCGAAUCCAACAAUAAGGAAUGUCCAACUAGAUUCCAUGUUGAAGCACGAAGAAGGCGCCCUCGGGAGAUGGCCUACAAACCAAAAGUAGAUGGGAUACUUGAAUAUAUUUUGUACUGGUGUUCAUUUGGCCCAGAUGACCAUAGAAAAGGUGGCGUAGUCCGUCCUAGCAGGAAUUACACUGCCAAGAGGAAGACUCCUGCUGGCCGCCCUAAUACUAAGAGAGGCUGCGUUUGCCAUUUUAUUGUAAAGCGCUUGAUAGCUGAACCAUCUGUCGCACUUAUAAUAUAUAAUCAUGAUAAGCAUGUAGAUAAAAAAGGUUUACCCUGCCAUGGCCCUAUGGACCAGAAGGCAAUUGGGACUCGCGCAAUGUUUGCGCCUUACAUAUCCGAUGAGCUUCGCCUCCAAAUAAUGUCUUUACUCUAUGUUGGAGUUCCUGUAGAAACUAUUAUGCAGAGACACACAGAAAUGGUGGAGAGGCAGGGGGGCCCGUCCAACCGCGAUGAUCUUCUCACACACAGAUAUGUUAGGCGGUUGGAGAGGAAGAUCAGACGGUCCUCCUUUGAGCUGGAUGCUGAUGAUGCUAUUAGUAUUGGCAUGUGGGUCGAGAAUUACCAGAACCACAUAUUCUUUUAUGAAGACUUCUCUGAUUCAGACACUUUUGUUUUGGGCAUCCAGACAGAAUGGCAGCUUCAGCAGAUGAUUCAGUUUGGUAAUCGCAGCCUGAUGGCUUCUGAUUCAAAGUUUGGCACUAACAAAUUAAAGUAUCCAAUAUAUAGCCUCCUUGUUUUCGACUCACAAAACAAUGCGAUUCCUGUUGCCUGGGUCAUAACACCAAAUUUUGCAAACGGCGAGAUGCAUAGAUGGAUGGGAGCCCUUUAUGACCGAGUUCAUUCAAAGGAUCCAACAUGGCAGUUAGGUGGUUUCAUUGUUGAUGAUCCUUUAGCAGAUCUGCUUACCAUCAGGGAUGUGUUCCAGUGCUCAAUAUUGAUUAGCUUUUGGCGUGUCCGUCAUUUGUGGCACAAAAAUCUGAUUGAGAAGUGCUCAGAAUUAGAUGUUUGUGCUGCAAUGGCCCGACAACUAGGAGGAGCAGUAUCCAAUAUAUGUAGAGGAAGCGGUAAUUUGGACUCAUUCAAGUCUUUCCUUGAAGAGUUUGUUGAUUGGCCAGACUUCCUGGACUACUUUACGGCUGUAUGGAUUCCCAGAAUUGGAGCAUGGAUUACUGCCUUGAAAACCCUUCCAGUUGCUAGCACAGAGGUUGCGGCAGCCAUUGAGAGUUAUCAUCACUUACUGAAACUUCGUUUAUUAAAUGAGAAAGAUACAAGUCUCUACCAGCGCGCAGACUGGUUGGUUGAUAAGUUGGGCACCAAGGUACACUCUUUCUAUUGGCUAGAUGAAUAUUCUGGCAAGGAUAAUUUUUCCCGUUAUUGGAAAGAUGAGUGGAAGAGUGGUGUAACUUCGUGGCGCGAGGGAUUGCAAAUUCCAGACUCAGACGUUACUAUAGAAGGCAAAUGCGCCAAAGUCGUUUGUAAAAGAAAUAGAGAAAAGACACAUAUUGUACGAAAUCCGGGUUCUGAGUUUGCAUUGUGUGACUGUAACUGGUCCAUGAUGGGAAACAUUUGCAAACAUGUGAUUAAGUCGACUAAGGUUUAUCGCGACAGGGGAUUGGCAGCACCAUCGACAAGUCUGUUACAAUAUAAUCAGAUUUUGAUGAAUAUUCUUCACUGCCCACCGUACGAUUCGUUACUUCGUGAUUAUGCAGUUGCUCUGGCUGUUUGUGGUAGGACACAAUUAAAUACGUUUCAUGAUGACAUUAGCAAUGGCUGUUCCGCCUCAACUGCAUCAAUUCACAGGGAGCAGCCAACUGGUAAUGAGCUCAGAUCAUCUGCCUCUGAUAGAAAUGAGAUUCAUCAAGUUAUUGAAACUUCAACAGAGUUGUCGUUGACUAAGCUACAAAUGGACAGCAAUACCGCUGUUGAAGGCAAAAGCACAGAGAAUGAAUCAGAAAACUCUCUUGACAGAAGCAAAGAUUCAGAAAGCGCUGUUGCUGAUCAGGUUGCUGAUGAUGUGGUCGCUUCUGAACAAGUUAGUGAUGGUUGUCACAAGGAUUCUGAGACUGAGAGACCCAUGGAUAUUGAUUCGCACCGCAGCCAGGUCACUGCAGCUUCAAAUGGUGUUGCUGCAGAACAGUGUACAGAUGGUGUUGCUGUGGAACAGUGUAUGGAUGGUGUUACUGUGGAAGAGUCUACAGAUGGUGUUGCUGCAGAACAGUGUACUGAUGCUCCUUCUAGUGACAAGGGAACUAGUGGCACUUCAGAUACUCAGCUUGAACCUAUGGUUGUUGAGACUGCUGAGAUGCAAACUGGUUUGCAUGAGGGAGAUGACAAGAAAAUAAAUGAAGAUAGUGUCAAAAAUGUUGAUACUGAACAGAGCGAUAAGGUGUCGUCCAAUAUCAAGGUUGAUAAUAUUAUUCCAGAAAAUGUUAGUGCUGCGGGUCCGACAGUUGAAGUUGGAAUAGUUGGGGAAGAUCGUGUUGCUGAUCUUACUUCUAUUCUUGAUUCUAACAAUGCUAAUAGAGAUAUUUCUCCAACUAGUGAAGUUGGUGAUUUUAUGGAGUUAGAUGGUGAUAAUUCUUUGCCUUCUGAGGAAACUACUCACACCAUGCAGUUGACUGCUGACUGUUUAAAAGCCAAGCGGAGUUCAGAUAAUCACGAUGAUGUAAUGGACGCCCAAACCUCUUCAGAUUGUUGUAAUGAAGCAUCUGGCAUUGAUGAAAAAGGUGUUGAAGUGGUAAAUGGUGCUACUCCUGGUAAUGGUGAGAUUCCCAAUAAUGGCCAUCCAGUUAAUGAUGGGUCUCUAAUUAGAUGUUCAACUGUGGGGUAGUUGUUAACAGCUUCCCGUGUUCACCUUCAUUUUCUAUGGAUCUGGACCAGAGCAACCUAGUGCUUCCAUUUAUGGCUGAUUUAGCAGAGAAGAUCAUCAGAAAAGCUCAAGCUUUGCUGCUUUCCAAAUAAUGUAGUCAGUUUCACGGAUAUGAAUCUAAAUUGCCUUUUUGACUACUUUGCCCUUGGUUGGAGAUUUAGUUCAGGACAUGCAGAGGUUCUUAGGGCCGCACUACUGAAAAAAUGAUCGACAACGAUUUUGCUCGGCUCUUGUAUAUAAUGACCAGAACUGGAUAUUCAUAGAUUAAGAAAUGGCAUAGAAGUAGCAGCUUUGGUAUUGGGGAACACCUCACUCAAUUUUACUGGAACAAGCAUCCUUUACCUUCUCUUUUGUAUAUAUUGCAGACGCAUCUUCUCUGUUCAUUCGACUUCAGCCUUAUUGUAAUGAAGCUUUUAAUCUCCUUGUUUCCUUUUACACGUUGAUAAUUGCUCGACUAAUCACUCUAUUUCUUAGGAGAAAAUUGUUGGCUCCUAAUGUUUAGAUAGAGGGUGAAUCAAUCAUUUUUCUUUCCUAACAUAGCAGUUGUAAUAAUGUGCUGUAUGGGAAUGUAUCUCAUCUUUCCUGCGAAUUCCUUCGCAGGCAGACAUUAGUAAGUUUUGGAUUCUCUUGUACAAAGACAACAAAUCUUAUGAGUAGUCAACUCCUUUUUUCUUGUGGCAAAA
Ananas comosus (pineapple) is the source of this 4822-nucleotide messenger RNA. RefSeq lists its product as uncharacterized. The coding region runs from base 765 to 4100 and encodes 1111 amino acids. The record is from RefSeq and is a predicted model, not a curated record. Gene Ontology annotation, molecular function: zinc ion binding. Lineage: Eukaryota; Viridiplantae; Streptophyta; Magnoliopsida; Poales; Bromeliaceae. The transcript has 5 exons.